Molecule: messenger RNA, 2739 nt
Organism: Iphiclides podalirius (scarce swallowtail)
Lineage: Eukaryota; Metazoa; Arthropoda; Insecta; Lepidoptera; Papilionidae
Source: the annotation of a GenBank genome assembly
AUGGCUCCGAAGCCUCCACCGUUGGGGCCUCCACCGCCGCCUGGUCCUCCGCCUCCACCAGUUUUCGGUGCACCCGCGAAAGGGGGCGCCGAUAAUAGGGGUGCAUUACUUAAUUCCAUUAGGCAAGGAACGAAGUUGAAAAAAACAGUGACUGUUGACAAAAGUGGACCUUACAUACCUGGCAAAGUGUCAACUGUUUCUAGUGGAUGUUUAUCACAGGGCAAUGGAGUCAAAAGUAGUACACCUAUGUCGAAUGGUGGUGGAGCUAUUGGGCCAGGGCUUGGGGGCUUGUUUGCUGGUGGUAUGCCAAAGUUAAGGCCCACAGGAAAGUUGGCAGGUACAACUCUCAACGGCCAGGUGAAAGCAGACAUCCCUAGAUCCCCGUUACAGCUGCCGCAGGCGCAGCACUCGCAAAGGUCAUCGCCGGAGAAGAACAGGCCCGUUCUACCUUCGCCGUUGCCCAGCAACAAGCUGGGGGCGAUAUCGGCGGCCUUGUGCGAGGCUAUAGCCAGCCGUGAGUGCCAGGGAGACUCUCCGAGGGAGAGCAGGGAAACACCGCCCCCUAGGCCAAUGGUGAAGCGGCAGCCCAGCGAAAUGAAGACCAGGGGACCACCCCCGCAGCCCCCGGUACAGAAGCCAGCGAUGCCUUUGAGUUCAUCCGAUUCGGUGCUGACAACACCCGGCGUGGAACGCUCGAACAGUUUGCAGACCUCGGAGCAGAAUUUGCCACCCCGCGUGGCCUCCACGUUGCAUCGCAACAAAAGCUCACUCCACUCCGCUGCCCAGGCCUCGCUUGGCGGCAGUAUGACCUCGCUGUCGUCAGCGCCCUCGACGCCCACCCCGGCGGCGUCCCUCUCUACGUCCGACCUCUCGGAGCGCGCGCGGCCCAGCCACGGCAAGCCGAACCUGGCGCCCAAGCCGCCCGCCCCAUCGCCGCCGCCCAAGAAGCUGGUCGUGAACGGGAAGGUCGCCGCCAGGGCGCAGAGCAUGAGGGUGCCGAGGUCGCCGCCGGUGUCGCCACCGUCGCCGCCCAGCGCUCCGUCGCGGCCCCCCCAGCCGCCGCCCGCCAACCCCGCGCCCCACAUCGCCACCAAGAACCCGGCCUCGCAUUUCGGUACAAUGCGGGCGGCGCGUGCCCUGCGGCCGCCGGGCGUUUGCCCCCCUCCGCCGCCGGGCGCCCCCCCCCUCUCCUUCUCUUUGCCGCCCCCCGCGCGCCACGCCUCGCUCGCCGCCCCCCCGCCGCCGCCGCCCCCUCACCACCGUCACAAUAGCAUAACGAGCACCGGCAGCGAGGAGGGCUCCGCGCCGGCGCCGCCGGUGCGCGGCUCCUCGAUGCGCCCCCUCGACCUGGAGGCGCGCUACGCGGACAUGUUCCGGCCCCAGGCCAGCUUCCCCAUCCCCGACCCGUUCCUGCGCAUCGCCAAGGACUACAGCAGCGCCGCGAUCGCCGGUAACGAAGUGGUCGUGAGCGAAGUGGGCGUGAGCGAGGUGGUCGUGCGCGAAGUGGUCGUGGGCGACGUGGUCGUGAGCGAGGUGGUCGUGAGCGAAGUGGCCGUGAGCGAAGUGGUCGUGAGCGAAGUGGCCGUGAGCGAAGUGGUCGUGAGCGAAGUGGUCGUGAGCGAAGUGGUCGUGAGCGAAGUGGUCGUGAGCGAAGUGGUCGUGAGCGAAGUGGUCGUGAGCGAAGUGGUCGGGAGCGAAGUGGUCGUGAGCGAAGUGAUCGUGAGCGAAGUGGUCGUGAGCGAAGUGGUCGUGAGCGAAGUGGUCGUGAGCGAAGUGGUCGUGAGCGAAGUGGUCGUGAGCGAAGUGGUCGUGAGCGAAGUGGUCGUGAGCGAAGUGGUCGUGAGCGAAGUGAUCGUGAGCGAAGUGGUCGUGGGCGAAGUGGCCGUGAGCGAAGUGGCCGUGAGCGAAGUGGUCGUGAGCGAAGUGGUCGUGAGCGAAGUGGUCGUGAGCGAAGUGGUCGUGAGCGAAGUGGUCGUGAGCGAAGUGGUCGUGAGCGAAGUGGUCGUGAGCGAAGUGGUCGUGAGCGAAGUGGUCGUGAGCGAAGUGGUCGUGAGCGAAGUGGUCGUGAGCGAAGUGGUCGUGAGCGAAGUGGCCGUGAGCGAAGUGGCCGUGGGCGGAGUGAUCGUGAGCGAAGUGGUCGUGAGCGAAGUGGUCGUGAGCGAAGUGGUCGUGAGCGAAGUGGUCGUGAGCGAAGUGGUCGUGAGCGAAGUGGUCGUGAGCGAAGUGGUCGUGAGCGAAGUGGUCGUGAGCGAAGUGGUCGUGAGCGAAGUGGUCGAGCGAAGUGGUCGUGAGCGAAGUGGUCGUGAGCGAAGUGGUCGUGAGCGAAGUUGUCGUGAGCUAAGUGGUCGUGAUGCGAAGUGUGUGGUCGUGAGCGAAGUGAUCGUGAGCGAAGUGGUCGUGAGCGAAGUGGCCGUGAGCGAAGUGGUCGUGGGCGAGGCGGAGCGGUGGGUCGACGCCUGCCCGCCGGAGGUCGAAGCGGCCGUCUCUGACGGCGAGCAGACGGCGGCGUGCUGCGAGCCGCAGAGCGAGAUGUACUACACCGCCUCGUCCGAGGUCUCGCUUCUGUCGGAGGCGGAGGAGAGGCCGCACGGGGAGGGGAGGCAGGGCGUGGUGGCCGGCCACGUGGCCGCCAUGAGGGAGCGCUUCGAGAGCAUGACGCGCGCCAACACGCCCUGCCCGGACCUAGACGCGGUAGGGCACGCCACCCCUUCGCCCGACCGUCUAGACCGGGGCCUCGAU